GAGGAGGGUGAAGGAGAGAGGACUUCAACGCGUUGGUGUUCGGGCUCGAGAUGAAGCAGAUGCCGGCACAACGACAGUCUUGUCAACGACACGACAUGGAGCUGUUUCUGUGUGCGCUGCCUUCGACUUUCAUCCGGUUUCAGGGACUUUGGCCACGGGCGGCCACGAUCAGUGCGUGUGCUUGUGGAAAAACAGCGACCUCGUGCUAGGUAGCGCGGGCAGCGGCAAACUGAGGAUGAAGAAGUCAAUGAAAGGCAGCAACAGCAGUCGGCGAGGAGGUGGGAUGAAGGUAUUCGAACAAGAGGAGCAGUCGGACAGGAUACUCGAUGUGGAUUCGACGGUCGGAGCCGCUGUUAGUGACCGAAGGGACGAGCAUGAGGAAAGGAUGGCGCAUGUCAAUCUGGAACGAGACGAACUUGGGUGAUUCUAGUAGAGGUCUACUCUCGAUUGUGUGACUAGCACUUGGUCUGCAGCGAACUAACGCUCAUAUGCUCCAUAAUGAAGCAGUCGCGGCACAGAAAGUCAGUCACAUGUCAUGGAUGUAGAGAUCAACACAGCAGCACUGGUAGUCGUAGUCGCGAAUUUUGUAGAAAGUGGUUUGAGUGGCAUCGUGAGGGCCGCGCUUCUUUGUAGUUGGUGCUCAUGAAAGAAGCUUUACUGCAGUAUACAUAUAGGUGGUAAGUUAAAUUCUAUAAUCAGUGAAUAACGCAAAUGGUAGGCUUUGGCUAACUUACCACAGCAUUGCUCUGAAAGUCGUGCGAUUGUGUUCUUCUGUUUGUAAGGCGAAAGCCUUUUGUGGUGCAAGUGCCAACGACGAGAGUGAGUUUUUGGCCCAGCCGCUGGAAAAUAUUGCACGAGAGAUGAGUUGUAGACAUUUAUUACGCUGUUUCAACACUUUGUAAACCUUUUCUUUGUUAUUUUCCUGCAUCACUUGCUCAUGCUUUUGUUUUCUAUACUUUUGUCUUCAAUUAUCAGUAGAUGUUUUGCAUUUCUUACUUUCGUCUCCAUGGACUGGCUUUUGCAUGUUGUCUUUCGUCUUUUCUGUGGAUUUUGUGUGCAUCAUAUACUAUUUCUCCGUCCAUCUUCUGCAUUAGUCUUGAGACACGUUUCCCAUACCUUCUGUCAAAGCUGCAAUGUGACCAUAAUCAUUACUAUCGUCCUCCUCAUCACCCAAUCAAAAAAAGGGUAUAGAAGGGAACAACUUAUUGGGCUUAGCUCAAACAACCACCUCCACAAAAUGGCGAAGAUGAUGAUGGCGAAGAUGUCGUCCAUGAAGAUGGCCAUGAAGAUGAAGAUGAUGUCCGCCAUGAAGAUGGGCAUGAAGAAGAUGGCCAUGAAGAAGAGCGUCAUCGCCAAGGGCAAGCGCGCCAAGUCCAGCGUGUUCAAGGGCACCAAGGAAAAGACUUCCGGCGGCCUCAAGAAGUCCGACUUGAAGAAGAACAAGGCCGGCAAGAUCGUCUCCUCCAAGAAGUCCGCCGCCGCCAAGAAGUCCAAGCAGGCCAAGACGAUCCUCGCCUGGGCUGCCGCCGUCGUCAAGGCUCGCAAGGCCCUCGGCAUCAAGGGCUUCUGCCCGAUCGGUGGAAAGACCGCUGCCGGCAAGGCCCUCUACGCCAAGGUCAAGAGCUUCGCCAAGUAAGAGGCUUCCCUUCUUGGAGAAUCUGUCAAGUUGCUCCCUUGUGAUUUGAAGAUAAAUAUAAAUAUGGUGGAAUUCUGAGGUCCACUAAAGUGGAUGGGCAGUAGAGAGGCCGCAGUGCCUCAUGCUGUUCCAGCGGAUGCUCAUGUCGUGGGGUACUUCCAUGCGUGCUGCGUCCCCUCAGAUUC
Amoebophrya sp. A25 is the source of this 1821-nucleotide messenger RNA. The record is from the annotation of a GenBank genome assembly. NCBI's taxonomy places the organism in Eukaryota, Dinophyceae, Syndiniales, Amoebophryaceae.